This is a messenger RNA of Penicillium griseofulvum, 3759 nucleotides long. RefSeq names its product putative 5'-nucleotidase. Bases 1 to 3759 code for a protein of 1252 amino acids. Gene Ontology annotation, molecular function: hydrolase activity. The record is from RefSeq and is a predicted model, not a curated record. The transcript is spliced from 6 exons. Lineage: Eukaryota; Fungi; Ascomycota; Eurotiomycetes; Eurotiales; Aspergillaceae. Gene Ontology annotation, biological process: nucleotide catabolic process.
AUGAAAAAAUCACCACCUAUUGUGUUCAUUGCCAGACAUGGCGCCCGCCUCGAUGCUGCAGACAAAGAUUGGCACCUAACCUCUCCAACCCCCUUCGACCCACCUCUUUCCUACGGUGGAUGGAUGCAGGCUCGGGCACUUGGUGUACGUAUAGGAAGUCUCCUAAAGUCCCGACAAUUCACCGGGGAAGAUCCAGAGAGUCAGCACAGCCAUCAUCCCACCUCGGAUAAACAGGCAGAACCCACCCCCGCAUCCUCGGACCUGUCCCACCGUCGAUAUAACGUCAUUGUCCAUACAUCCCCUUAUCUUCGAUGCCUGCAAACUGCAAUAGGCGUUAGUGCUGGUAUCAACCAAGAAACCUCGGCCACAGAAGCAUCCGAUGCUAGUUCCGCUCCCACUGUCCCCGCAGCUUCAUCACAGCCUGACCAGCGAUGCCUGCUUCGCGUCGACGCAUUUCUGGGCGAAUGGCUAUCACCUGACUACUUCGAUGAGAUCACACCACCGCCGGGCUCGGAUAGAAUGGUGGCGUCUGCCAAAGGGGAAUUACUCCGUCGUGCCGAGGUCAUCCCACCCACCGAUGGUUUGACAAGGGCGUUAUCAGGCCACUUCCCUGGUGGUUGGCGCAGCCAGUCAAAUCCUACUUCACCAAUUGAUGAAGACCGCGGUUUGCAUUCUGCGUCAUCCCAGCGCCAGCGUGCCAGCACCCACGACACUCUCCAGAACCCUAUCCAAUCUAAACAUGCAAAGAAAACUCUCGGUCGACUGGAAACAAACCUGCCGCCUACUCUAGAUGCAUAUUACGUACCACCAACUCCCGGAUAUGCCGUUUCCAGCUCGGAUCCCAUUCCGAUAGGUUAUGUUGCUCAUGCACGGAAUGCAUGUACGAGGAUCGACUACCAGUGGGACAGUAUGCGCACGCCUUAUUGGGGCACAGGGGGGGAAUUCGGCGAGGAAUGGAGUACCAUGCAUGAACGGGUGCAUGAUGGAUUUCAGCACAUGAUUAACUGGUACCGGGAGCAGGAUCUAUCUGAAGACGGCCCUAAAGCGGAUUUGAACGGUGAGGCAAAUGGUAGUGCACAAACGGUCCUCGUUAUUAUCACACAUGGCGCGGAUUGCAAUGCUUUGAUCAGUUCGUUGAAUGGGCACUCUGUCUUACUGGAUAUUAACACAGCUUCACUCACUAUGGCUGUGCGACGCAACCGUGUCAAUAAACCCACACAUGACAGGGAUCACACGCCUAAAUUUCCGGGCCCAGAGAACCAAUCGGUGUCACGGGAAUACUCCUUGCAGCUUGUGGCGUCAACAGACCAUCUGCGCCCGGGAACGAACCCCUCCCAGCUUACCUCGCUGUUAUCUCCCUCCGUUCCCCCUGUACUCUCACCACCCCCAGUCUCCCCCUAUCGGAAUCGUCUUGGCUCUCGCCCAUCGGUCUUCCAAGAAACAUUCCCAAACUGGCCACCUAUUAGUAGCUCUCAGGCAUGGACACUGGCGAUGCGCCCAUCAACUAGUUCAACUACUUCCCGUGUUGUCCCUGGACUAUGGAACUCGAUCUCCUCGCCCACUGAUAAUCCGGAUUCAGAGGACAACUCUGUGCCGAAUUUCGGUGAUCGACCGGCAUCAAGGCAUCAAUCUGGAACGCCGCGGCUUCCUUGGUUCCCCUCAUGUUUAUCUCUCCACUUCGCCACUCUCUUGCCCCUCGUUCUCCUCUUCCCCUCUUCCUUCUUCCACUUAGAUCUUUAUAUCAAAGUUGAGACUCCCAUGUCAAACAUAGAAACAGACGGUCUAUCCGUCACUUAUUCCUCUGAUCGAACUGGAUCUCCAGAUCUACGGCUGAUCCACUAUAAUGAUGUCUACCAUGUCGAAUCUGGCUCUGCGGAACCAGUCGGCGGCGUAUCUCGGUUCCAAUCCAUUGUGAAACACUACCGUUCUCACCCCCAGUUCGCCGGGCAGCCAGAUGUUUUAACCUUCUUCUCCGGCGAUGCUUUCAACCCGAGUAUCGAAAGUACAAUUACAAAGGGCAGGCAUAUGGUACCAUUUCUCAACACAGUGGGAACCGAUGUAGCGUGCGUGGGUAAUCAUGACCUCGACUUUGGAGUAGCUCAAUUCCGCCAUUUGGCUAGUCAAUGUCAUUUCCCUUGGCUUUUAGGAAACGUCCUUGACCCCGCACUAGGAGAGGAUACUCCAAUAGCUAACUGCGGUAAGACUCGCAUAUUGACCUCAUCCAAUGGGCUCAAAAUUGGUGUUUUGGGCCUAGGGGAAAGAGAAUGGCUCGGCACAAUAAACUCUCUUCCCCCUAAUCUGAUCUACAAAUCCGCAUCUGAAACGGCUCGGGUGCUUGCGAAACAGCUCCGAGAUGAGGGAGCAGACCUCGUCGUAGCCGUCACCCACCAACGUGAACCGAAUGACUACAAACUGGCUAACAACCUGUCACCCGAUCUUGUGGACAUCAUUCUUGGAGGCCAUGAUCACUAUUAUGCCCAUGCCGUUGUUAAUGGAAUUCACGUGAUGCGAUCAGGCACUGACUUCAAACAGUUGAGCUACAUCGAGGCUUUCCGCAAACCCGGUGGUUUGCCUGGUUGGGACUUCAACAUUAUGCGACGCGAUAUUGUUCGCUCAAUUCCCGAAGAUCCGGAUACAGUGGCAUUGGUGGCCCGGCUUACUUCCAGCCUCAACGCCAAAUUAGAAAAGCCAGUCGGAUUUACAGUCACCCCCCUCGAUGGCCGGUUCUCUACCGUGCGGCAGCGUGAAUCUAAUUUGGGCAAUUUUGUCUGCGAUCUGAUGCGCUUCUACUAUUCGGCUGAUUGUGCCAUGAUGGCGGGCGGAACAAUUCGUGGCGAUCAAAUUUAUUCGCCAGGCAUACUGAAGCUGAAAGAUUUGCUGAACUGCUUCCCUUUCGAAGACCCCGUGGUAUUGGUGCGGGUUCGUGGCCAUGCAUUGCUGGCGGCACUUGAGAAUGGCGUUAGCACGCUCCCUGCUCUUGAGGGCCGGUUUUCGCAAGUAUCUAAUAUCAAGUACGGGUUUAAGCUAGACGCACCGCCGGGCUCGCGCAUUACAUUCGCUCGUGUUGGCGGGGAGCCUAUUGACUUAGAACGUGAGUAUCUUCUCGCAACACGCGGUUAUAUGGCACGAGGGAAAGAUGGGUUCUCGUCAUUGCUUAUCCAGGCCGAAGGGGGCGAUGUUGAAGAGGUAGUGUCUGAGGAAAAUGGUGUGCUCAUCAGUACAAUUCUGCGACAAUAUUUCCUAAGUCUCAAAGUACUCGGGAAAUGGAAUCGCUGGAGUGCCAGCUUAGGCCGACACUGGAGUACUGUACAUCGCAAUCUGCACGGUAAAGGAUGGCUGAAGCCAGCGUCUUCCAAAGACGAGACUAAGGCAGGCGAAAGGCUGAACAUCAAGCCUCCUCUGCGACGGACAGGUCGCGCAGCAUACUACUAUGGUCGAUUUCCCGAAGAAGCCCAAAAGUCUGCGGACGCUAUCGCCGAGAGCGAGAUGAAUGGCAAUGCCAUGGACUCCGACUCGGAUGACGACCCAGACAUCCUCACAUCCUCGCGACCAAUCACAAAUUACGUUACUCAGCCAGCGAAAUCAUCCGCUGAAGAGGAGUAUCGGCUACAAAUUGCACGGAAGGUUGUCCGAAAGUGGAUGCGGCACGCAGGUUUGCAGUGCAGAACUUUGAAUACUAUGGACGGCGAAGGGGAAUUCACACCGGCCUGGACUUCGGGAAUCUCUCCUCGACUAGAAGGACGCAUUGUCAUAGAGUAG